Messenger RNA from Photinus pyralis (common eastern firefly), 594 nucleotides. RefSeq lists its product as uncharacterized. NCBI's taxonomy places the organism in Eukaryota, Metazoa, Arthropoda, Insecta, Coleoptera, Lampyridae. Bases 67 to 594 code for a protein of 175 amino acids. The transcript has 4 exons. The record is from RefSeq and is a predicted model, not a curated record.
GUCGGGUUUAUGUGUGUUAUAGCGUAACGUUUGUUCUUUGAACUUAAUAUUUAGUAAGGGUGAAGUAUGGUGGUGAAUAGAGGAUGCUGUCGUGCAAAGAAAGAAAUAUAUGGGAGCAGAAGUUUGAAAGGAGUUAGGCUAACGGUCCCCAGAGCGGUCAGAGCAGGACACUCUGUUACCUUGGGGUGCGAUUAUGACUUAGAGGAUGCCCCGCUGUAUUCAGUCAAGUGGUAUCGAGGAACCGACGAGUUUUACAGAUACGUACCAAAAGAAGAGCCGCCUACAAGAGUCUUUCCUCAGGGCGGACUGCAUGUUGACGUUUCAGUUUCGAACGCCAGAAAGGUGACAUUGCUCUCAGUAGCGCGACCACUUUCCGGUGUCUUCCAAUGCGAAGUUUCAGCAGAUGCUCCCCUAUUUCACACAGAAGUAAGAGCAGCUCCCAUGACUGUCGUUGAUCUCCAGAAGAAUAAUAACGGUACUGGUAUCGGUUCCGGUUAUCAUAACUUCAUGAAUAACAUUUCCGGUUUCAAGCGAAGGCCUAUAAACACAAUCGGUUCUUAUUUCGGUUCCAACCCUUGGUACUCGUGUCGAUAA